AUGACUAAGACCGACUGUGCGGAUGACGAUGGGAACAACUGCACAGGCCACGAGCGUCCUUUUUCUUACAGCAUCAUCUGUCAGGCGACGGACAAGUCCGCCAAACCAGUGCCAGCUCCACUACAGCCAGUGCCCUUGCCGGCGAAACUUUGGCAAAAGCUCGCAAUAGAUAUCGUAGGACCGUUCCAGUCAGCCCCGUACAGCGCAAGAUUUGCAAUUACCUUAAUGGAUUAUUACACUCGCUGGCAGGAGGUUGGGUUUUCGUCAAGGAUAACUACAAAAGUGGUAAUCGACUUCUUGAACCGUGCUUUCAGUAGGGAGGGAUUGCCCGACGAAUUAGUGUCGGAUCAUGGGCCGCAGUUCACUUCAGCUCUCUUCGCUAAAUAUCUUGAAGAACGAGGCAUCAAACACAGGUUCUCGUCCGUAUACUCUCCACAGGCAAAUGAACUCAUUGAACGUUUUAACAGAGUGCCUAAAGAUUAUGUGCAAUUGGCGCUCUUGCAGCAAAAACCGAUACCACAGACCGUUGUGGAGUACCUUGGUUUAAGCCAUAUCCAAGGCAGCAGACUCCAGUUCAAUGCCGCAGAAUCUCAUGUUCGAAAAACAGUGCAUGAACGACAGAUGAAGAUGAAACGGUAUACGGAUUUGCGUCGCAAAGCUAAGGUAUCAACAUUCAGGCCAGGACACCUUGUAAGGAUCAGGAUGGAAGCAAAAAGCAAAGGAAUGCCAUCUUACUCCAAACCGUUACGAAUGAAGAAGCAAUGUGGGAAGAAUUCCUUUUUGUUACAAGACAAUCGCAUUUGGAAUGCGUCAAAACUGGUUCUCGUAACUCCAAACGAGCACCAUCAAGACGAUGAACGUCUCAGCGACAGUCGCAGCGUGGAGUGGCCGCCGGUUGGGAGUUUCGGGUCGACAAUCUCCGCAGGAGCUACAGGACCUGCGCCGGAGGCAGCAUCAGCACAGGAGCAGCUGGAUGAAGAUGGGUUAGCAUCGAAUUUACCGGCUCCGAUGGAACAAGAGCCAACAAGCGGUGAAGCCACCAGGAUUGGGACUCCGAACGAGGCUAUAUACAUGCAGGACCUCUUCAAGAUGGAGCCUCAUCUAACCAAGAGCAUGCUCCGGAAGGCGACGCACCAGUUCAGGGCGUACCGCUCCGGCACUCAACUCGUAAGAAAGGACUACCAGGAGCUCUGA
This is a messenger RNA of Ornithodoros turicata, 1194 nucleotides long. RefSeq lists its product as uncharacterized. Gene Ontology annotation, molecular function: nucleic acid binding. NCBI's taxonomy places the organism in Eukaryota, Metazoa, Arthropoda, Arachnida, Ixodida, Argasidae. The record is from RefSeq and is a predicted model, not a curated record. Gene Ontology annotation, biological process: DNA integration. Bases 1 to 1194 code for a protein of 397 amino acids. The transcript has a single exon.